This is a messenger RNA of Malassezia japonica, 909 nucleotides long. RefSeq names its product ditrans,polycis-polyprenyl diphosphate synthase [(2E,6E)-farnesydiphosphate specific] (gene RER2). The record is from RefSeq and is a predicted model, not a curated record. Gene Ontology annotation, cellular component: endoplasmic reticulum; dehydrodolichyl diphosphate synthase complex; membrane. Gene Ontology annotation, molecular function: ditrans,polycis-polyprenyl diphosphate synthase [(2E,6E)-farnesyl diphosphate specific] activity. The transcript has 2 exons. The coding region runs from base 1 to 909 and encodes 302 amino acids. Lineage: Eukaryota; Fungi; Basidiomycota; Malasseziomycetes; Malasseziales; Malasseziaceae.
AUGGGCGUCGCAUGUCCUCGUACGGAGGACUGCGUGCAUCCCCUGCUCUCCAAGGACGCGCGUGAAGACAUGGCGCCCAAGUCGGCUGACAUGGAAGAGUCCACGACGCUCCUGCCCUCGGCAUUUUCGCGCGUCUCGGCGGUGCUCACGUCGCAAUGUGCGUGGGUGCAGACGCUGGCCAACCAAGCGCUGCAGCGCCUGGCCGUCAAGGCACUGUCGAUGGGCCCCCUCCCCCGGCAUAUUGCCUUUAUUAUGGAUGGAAACCGGCGCUGGUCGCGGGCGAAUGGCGUGCGUGUGCCGGACGGGCACAAGAUGGGUUUCGAGGCGCUGCGGCGCGUCCUCGAGCUAUGCAUGGCGCUUGAAGGGAUCUAUAUGGUAACUGUCUAUGCUUUUGCGAUAGACAACUUUAAGCGCGACCGGGAGGAAGUGAGUGCGCUGAUGGAGCUCGCCAAGACGCGGCUGCUGGAGCUCUAUGACCAUGGCGAGGUUGUCUCUCGAUACAAGGUGCGCGUGCGCAUCGUCGGCCGGCGGCACCUCCUCCCCGGUGAUGUCCAGGAAGCAGUGAACCGGCUUGAAGAGGCGACGAAGCACAAUUCCGGCGCCAUUCUCAACAUCUGUAUGCCCUAUUCUGCCCAGGACGAGAUCUGCACCGCGGUCAACACCUGCGUAUCGCAGCAAGGAACCGUGACGCAAGAGAGCCUGGACGCUGCGCUGCUCGUGCCGACCGCCGUGCCGGUCGACCUGAUGGUCCGCACGUCGAAAGUGAACCGCCUGAGCGACUUCCUCCUGUGGCAGUGCAACGAGCAGACACAGCUGCACUUUGUCGAGCAGUACUGGCCGCUGUUUGGCGCGCGCGAGCUGAUCCCUAUCCUAUUACAAUACCAACGCGAAAAGCUACUGGGAAUCUAA